Molecule: messenger RNA, 1786 nt
Organism: Brachypodium distachyon (stiff brome)
Lineage: Eukaryota; Viridiplantae; Streptophyta; Magnoliopsida; Poales; Poaceae
Product: peroxisomal membrane protein PEX14
Exons: 10
Coding region: 142-1536 (464 amino acids)
Biological process (GO): protein import into peroxisome matrix, docking
Cellular component (GO): peroxisomal membrane; peroxisomal importomer complex
Molecular function (GO): signaling receptor binding
Source: RefSeq, a predicted model, not a curated record
AAGAUAAAACACCUGUGAAUAUACGUGACGCGCAAUUGUUUGUCGUAGUUGUUCAGCUUACUCACUCGCCGUCGUCUUCCUCGCCGCCGCCUACGCUUCUCGAGAUUUCCCGGUUGAUUGAUGCGGCCGUGAACUCCCCCGAUGGCCGCGCAGUCGCCCAGCUCCUCGCCGCAAGAUGGCUCUGGCGGGAGUGGAUCCUCGGAUGAUCUUUUAGUUCAAGCUCCACAGAUAAUACGGGAGGAUUACGUACAGAAUGCUGUCAAGUUUCUUGCACAUCCAAAGGUGAAGGGUUCUCCAGUAUCUUACAGGUACUCUUUCCUCGAAAAGAAAGGCCUCACAAAGGAAGAAAUCGACGAGGCCUUCCGUCGGGUUCCUGAUCCACAACCAAACAGUACAGAUGCUGCAGCUGUUGGUUCGCAACAAGCAAGCAACCCAAAUCAAUCUGCUGGGGUGCAACCUUACACUUCAGUUCAAUCGCCACAAGCAGCAACUGGCUCUCUUACCACUGGUCAUAUGGCCCCACACACACAGAUGCAAUUUAGCUGGUUCAAUACAUUGCUAGGUGCUGGUAUUUUUCUUGGAUUUGGAGCUAGUUCUGUCAUCAUCAUCAAGAAAGUGUUCCUUCCUAAACUAAAAUCUUGGACCCGAAGAGUGGUUUCUGAAAGAGAUGAAAAUGCAGACAGUGAACUUAAGUCCAAGCUUUAUGAUGAAAUUAAAGAAGCUAUGGAAGCUUCCUCAUCAGCCUUUUCUGCUAUUGCUAAAACAAAUCAAGAAUUGCUUGCUUCAAAGGACGAAGAUAAGAAGGUACUUAUCAAGUUGACGCAAGCAUUGGAUUCUCAGGCAGAGGUGUUGAAAUCCUUGAGCGAGACCUUACUUCAGACAAGGGACAAUCGGUUUUCACAAUACAAUCUAUUGGAAGAGCAUGUUCAACCUGCACCAUGGAAUGGGCCAACUAAUAAUUCAUGGAGAGCUUCCCAGCAAACCAAUAUGUACACCACGUCGCCAAAUGGUGAUUUUGACUCCGGUAGGCAACAAUUCAUGCCAUUAAGUCCAGAACCUACAUCUGGAUCAUUUCCAAGAUCUUAUGUUGAGCAGCGGGUGCCGAGGCCUGGGUAUGGCUACCAGCCCCAGAUGGGGAGUGACAGGUCGAAUCCUGGCAUUCGAGAGGGCUACUACGGUUCUCCUCCUUACCACUCCGGGGGUAACAACACCGUCGAUGCUCCAGCACCAGUAUCGGCACCAGUUCCAGAGGAGAGUCCGUUCCAGCGCCGCUGGGUUCCCCCUCAGCCACCAGGCGUUGUCAUGCCAGAGGCUGCGGCCGCCAUUCGGCAGCCAAGGUCCCUUCCAAGGCAAGAACCACAAGCAGCAGCAGGUACUGCUGAUGCUCCAAGACCAUCAGACUCUGCCUCCAAUGUGCAGAUGGAUGGUGGAGCUUCUGGUGUUGCCGACGGCGAGUCACCAAGUAAUGGUGCUGCAGCCAGCACCGUGGCCAGCACGGUCAACGGUGAAAGUGGGGAAGGGGCUGUAUCUGUUUGAACUUGACAGACUGAGACCUUUGGAGGUUUGUAGCCUUGGGGUUUGAGAAGUGACCCCUAUGGUUUCCAUUGCUUAUGUACUAUUUUUUACCUCUGUCCAGUAAGGUUCACAUACAUAUAUGCUUGUUAAUUAGGUCUGUGAAACUGUAUACUCUGGUUGUAAUUGGCAACAUGUGUAUGGAAAAAAGAAGGUAUUAUUAGUUAGUUAUUACUAGCUCACCUGGGACGCGAGCAUAUCUCGCUUUGAUCAA